Molecule: messenger RNA, 2343 nt
Organism: Halteromyces radiatus
Lineage: Eukaryota; Fungi; Mucoromycota; Mucoromycetes; Mucorales; Cunninghamellaceae
Product: acyl-CoA dehydrogenase/oxidase C-terminal
Exons: 6
Coding region: 28-2169 (713 amino acids)
Biological process (GO): lipid homeostasis; fatty acid beta-oxidation using acyl-CoA oxidase
Cellular component (GO): peroxisome
Molecular function (GO): acyl-CoA oxidase activity; FAD binding; fatty acid binding
Source: RefSeq, a predicted model, not a curated record
AUUCCUGACUUCUUCAUUGUAUAUACCAUGUCUACUCAUCUCAAACCAGUACCACAAACUUUAUCAGCAACAGAAGAAUAUGCUCAAGCUAUAGAUCCUGUUCGAAGCAUGAAUGAAGAAAGAGCAAAGGCCAAGUUUAAUAUUCGUGAAUUGACUUAUUUAUUGGACGGUGACCAAAAAACUACUGAACUCAAAGAACGUAUCAUGUUGGACCUAGAACGUGACCCUCUCUUCAAAAUGCACGAUAUUCAUGAUCUCACCAAAGCUCAACUUCGUGAACGUACUUUAGAAAAGUACCGAAGCAUGCUUCAUUAUCUUCAAAGUGAAUCAGUUGAAAACUUCAAGAAACGAAUGGAAGUUGUCAGUAUGGUGGAUCCUGGAUUCUGGACAAGAUUUGGUGUACAUUAUGGAUUGUUUGUUGGUGCUUUACAAAGUAAUGCUACUCCUGGACAACUGGGUUAUUGGUUUGAACGUGGUGCCCUAGGUAUGAGUAAAUUCAUUGGUUGUUUUGCUAUGACUGAAAUUGGUCACGGUUCUAAUGUCCCUGGUCUUGAAACAACGGCUACUUUUGAUGAAGCUUCUGAUCAAUUCAUUAUUCAUACCCCUACUUUGACUGCAACUAAAUGGUGGAUUGGUGGUGCUGCUCAUAGUGCAACUCAUGCGGCUGUCUUUGCUCAACUGAUUGUCAAGGGUAAAGGUUAUGGUACCAAAAUUUUUGUUGUCCCUCUUCGUGAUCCCAAUACCUACAAUGUCUUACCUGGUAUUAAUAUUGGUGAUAUUGGAAAAAAAAUGGGCCGCGAUGGUAUCGAUAACGGUUAUAUUCAAUUUACCAAUGUCCGAAUUCCUCGUGGAUACAUGCUUCAAAAACAUACAAAGGUAUCUCGUCAUGGUGAAGUCAAGGAACCCAAAUUACAACAACUUACCUAUGGUGCUCUUUUACAAGGUCGUGUAGCAAUGGUAGUAGACAGUGGAAAUGUCUCCAAAAAGGCCUUGACAAUUGCUAUCCGAUAUGCUGCUGUUCGUCGUCAAUUCGCUGGUUCAAAAUCUGGUGGUGUUGAAACCAAAUUACUUGAUUAUCCAAUUCAUCAACGUCGAUUGAUGCCUCUUCUAGCCCAAACAUUUGCCAUGCUCUUCACUGGUGCCGAAAUGACUGAAAUGUUUAACAGUAUGAUGACCCGUUUAGAUGGUGCUCGUGAAGGCGAUCCAGAUUUGGAUCAAGUAGUUGAAUCUCUCAAAGAAACCCACGCUACUAGUGCUGGUCUCAAAGCUUUCUGUACAUGGAACUGUCUUAAUGCUAUUGAACAAUGUCGACAAUCUUGUGGUGGUCAUGGUUACUCUGCUUAUACUGGUUUAGCUGCUAUGUAUCAAGAUUUUGCUGUUCAAUGUACUUGGGAAGGUGAUAAUACCAUUUUAACUCUUCAAGCUGGUCGUUAUUUGAUAUCCUCUUACGGUGAAGCUCAAAAAGGAAAGAUAGUGGCUCCUGGUGUUGGUUAUAUCAACAAUUUGAAGACAUUAAUUGGUAAACAUUGUCCAGCAAAGACUGCCCAAGAUAUCCUUGAUCCUCAACUUCUUAUUGAAGCCUGGCAAGUGGUUUGUGCCAAUGUGGUCAAGAAUGCUGCUUUGGAAUUCGAAGCCUGUAUCGCUCGUGGAUUAAACCCAGAUGAUGCUUAUGAAGAAUGCUCACAAUCACGUCUUUAUGCAGCCAAACUUCAUUCUUACAGCUACUUAUUCAACCGGUUUGUGGAUGGUGUAUCGAAACUUCAAGGAAAUUUAGCAGUGGUGAUGCGUGAUGUUUGUUUAUUAUAUGGACUUUAUACCAUUGAAGACAAUGCUGGUGCAUUCUUACAAUACGAAUACUUCUCUCCUACUCAAAUUGAAUUUGUCCGUGGUCAAGUGAAUGCCUUGUGUAAGGCUGUGCGUGAUCAAGCUAUUCCUCUGGUAGAUGCCUUCAAUUUGUCUGAUUACGUCGUAAAUAGUCCUCUUGGUCGCAAGGAUGGCAAUGUCUAUGUCCAUUACUUUGAUCAAGUCCAACGCUCUAAUCCUCAAGGCGAACAUCCUUAUUUUGAUCGAUUAAUCAAACCUUUAAUUCAUCGUGAUAUUGGUGGGGGUGAUGAUGAAGAUGAUGAUGAACAAGCUGGCUUGGAAGAUGAUGACGAAGAUGACGAAUAGAUAGAUUAUCUAGUUUUAUUUAUUAUGUUUUUAUUAGUAUUAUUAUUUUUAUUAUAGCUUUAUGUUGUUGUUAUUUUUUUUUUUUAUGUAUCAUCACGAUGUCUGAUCGUUACUGUAUUUAUCUAACUGAUUUUUUUCUGAAAAAUAAUAAUAAUAACAAUAAAUGGUUUGACU